This is a messenger RNA of Lathyrus oleraceus (garden pea), 1903 nucleotides long. RefSeq names its product protein farnesyltransferase subunit beta. Lineage: Eukaryota; Viridiplantae; Streptophyta; Magnoliopsida; Fabales; Fabaceae. Gene Ontology annotation, molecular function: protein farnesyltransferase activity. Gene Ontology annotation, cellular component: protein farnesyltransferase complex. The transcript is spliced from 13 exons. The record is from RefSeq and is a predicted model, not a curated record. The coding region runs from base 172 to 1638 and encodes 488 amino acids. Gene Ontology annotation, biological process: protein farnesylation.
UAACACAACCUCAGCUGUCGAUAUAAGAUCGAAAGGCUCAUAUUCAUUACAGCAUCCUGCUAUUACAGUAGAACAUCUGAAUCCUUCGCUUUGUACCAAAAAAAAAAGCGACUCUGGAAGUUUCUUUUUCAAUUUCAACAACCAGUUACUCAAACCACCGCGGAGUAACACAUGGAAGCUUCAACCGCGGCGGAGACACCAACUCCGACGGUGAGUCAGAGAGAUCAAUGGAUAGUAGAAUCACAGGUCUUUCAUAUUUAUCAACUCUUCGCCAAUAUUCCUCCUAACGCCCAAUCUAUCAUGUUAGAGUUGCAACGAGAUAAACACGUUGAGUACCUUUCCAAAGGACUUCGUCACCUCGGUUCAACUUUUUCCGUCUUAGAUGCAAAUCGACCUUGGCUGUGUUACUGGAUUAUUCAUUCAAUUGCUUUGUUGGGAGAAUCUAUUGAUGAUGAUCUCGAAGAUAACACUGUCGAUUUUCUUAACCGUUGCCAGGAUCCAAAUGGUGGAUAUGCUGGGGGACCUGGUCAGAUGCCUCAUCUUGCCACAACUUAUGCUGCAGUCAAUACUCUUAUUACUCUGGGUGGUGAGAAAUCUUUGGCAUCUAUUAAUAGGUGGUCAGUUUAUGCUCUUCAAAGCAAAGUUCUUGCAGUAAUUUUUUUACUCUUUUGUUUGGUAGAGUUAUGUUCUCGUGCAUCUGGAAUUGAUUUGCACUUUGAAAAUAUUAUUUUCAGAAAUAAGUUGUACGGGUUUAUGCGGCGGAUGAAACAGCCAAACGGCGGAUUCAGGAUGCAUGACGAGGGAGAAAUUGACGUUCGAGCUUGCUACACUGCCAUCUCUGUGGCAAGUGUUCUGAACAUUUUGGAUGAUGAGCUGAUCAAGAAUGUUGGAGACUUCAUUUUAAGCUGUCAAACAUAUGAGGGAGGCCUUGCUGGUGAGCCUGGGUCUGAGGCUCAUGGCGGGUAUACCUUUUGUGGGUUAGCUGCAAUGAUUCUGAUUGGUGAGGUUAAUCGCUUGGAUCUGCCUCGUUUACUUGAUUGGGUUGUGUUUCGGCAAGGUAAAGAGUGUGGAUUUCAGGGGAGAACGAAUAAAUUGGUAGAUGGAUGCUACUCGUUUUGGCAGGGAGGUGCUGUUGCCCUAUUGCAAAGAUUACAUUCUAUUAUCGACGAACAAAUGGCAGAGGCAUCACAGUUUGUUACAGUAUCUGAUGCACCUGAAGAAAAGGAAUGUUUGGACGGAACCUCAAGUCAUGCAACUUCCCAUAUUAGGCAUGAAGGCAUGAAUGAAUCCUGCUCAUCUGACGUUAAAAAUAUUGGUUAUAACUUUAUUAGUGAGUGGAGACAAAGUGAACCACUUUUUCACAGCAUUGCCUUACAGCAAUAUAUUCUUUUAUGUUCACAGGAGCAAGAUGGUGGGCUCAGGGACAAACCGGGUAAACGCAGGGAUCAUUAUCAUUCAUGUUACUGUUUAAGUGGGUUGUCACUGUGCCAGUAUAGUUGGUCGAAGCGCCCAGAUUCUCCACCGCUGCCUAAGGUAGUAAUGGGCCCAUACUCCAAUCUCUUAGAACCCAUCCAUCCUCUCUUUAAUGUUGUUUUGGAUCGAUAUCGUGAAGCUCAUGAAUUCUUUUCUCAGUUGUGACGGAUGACAAGGUUUUAGCUACCAAUAGCUCGAUCAUUAGAAUGUAAAAUGUAAACUAAAAUAUGAAAUAUGAAAUACCAAAAAGAUAUUAUUGGAUGAAAUUCACGUGGAUCUAAUACAACUGCGUGGUUUUCAUUCCUGAUUUGAUUUUGAUUUACAUGAGUUAAAACGUUAAACCCUUCUUAUUCAUACAUUUGUUAAGAGCUUAAGGCUUAAUGGUUAAGCCAAUGUUAUAAAUAUUUAUGCAGAAAGCUGUUGCUUAUCA